Molecule: messenger RNA, 1188 nt
Organism: Vicia faba (fava bean)
Lineage: Eukaryota; Viridiplantae; Streptophyta; Magnoliopsida; Fabales; Fabaceae
Source: the annotation of a GenBank genome assembly
AUGGCAUGCGGGACUAAAUCAUGGUUAGUUUACCAUCUUUGUCUCUUGGUUGCAUGCUACAUGCAACAUUGUGUCAGUGGAAAUUCACCUGAAGUGCCUUGCCUUUUUAUAUUUGGAGAUGACUUCUCUGAAAGUGGAAAUAACAACUAUAUCCCAACAACUGCAAAGGCUGAUUAUGAGCCAUAUGGCAUCGACUUUCCUCAAGGCCCUACCGGAAGAGUUACCAAUGGAAAAACACAAAUCGACAUAAUCGGUGAACUACUUGGAUUUCCGAAUUUCAUCCCACCAUUUGCAAAUACUACUGGCUUUGAUAUACUUGAAGGUGUUAAUUAUGCAUCUGGUUUGGCUGGAAUUCGUAACGACACUGGAAAACAAACAGCGGGUACUAAUAUCGACUAUGGACAACAGAUUGAAAAUCACAAAAUCAUUGUUGCUCAAAUUGCUACAAAGCUUGGAGGUGAGGAAAAUGCAACACAAUAUCUAAAAAAGUGCUUGUAUUAUAUUUAUAUAGGCACCAACGAUUACACAUUUAAUUAUUUUCAACCCAAUCUCUAUCAAACAAGUAGCAUCUAUAAUCCAGAGGAGUAUGCCAAAGUUCUUAUUGACCAGUAUUCUGGUUAUAGAAAGGUUUUGUAUAAUGUUGGAGCAAGAAAACUUGUGGCAGUUGGGUUGGGAAAAAUCGGUUGCACUCCAAUGGUCCUCGCUACGAACGCGAGUAGACCAUGUGUCGAAAAUCUAAAUGAUAUUGAAGCAAUAUUUAGUGAGAAGCUUAGAGAUCAAGUAGAACAAUUCAAUAAUGAGUAUCCAGAUUCCAAAACUAUUUUUAUGAAUAAUACUGCUAUCAGAUUAGACGGUUCACUUGCUUCGGUUGCAGGUGUUGCGAUUGCGGUCAUUACGGUUGUUGCGAUGCGCAUUGAGGUCGGAGGCAUGAUUUUAAAAUCACACCGCAAUUGUCGUCCUACGGGGUUCUGGAAACAACUGCAUCAGCAAUAUUGCGAACACAAUUAUGAUUGUGGACUGCAAUUUAAAACCAUGCCUAGGAUAGACAAUAAAAAAAAGAGGUUUUGUUAUGAAUUAGGUAAAAUGGUUACUACAACUUCUGAAAUGGUUGAGAGCAAUGGACACUUGGCAAAUGAUCGAUCCUCAAAUUCAAGAGCCAAGGCGUGGCAUAAGAGCAAGGGUGGCUAA